Molecule: messenger RNA, 2217 nt
Organism: Parastagonospora nodorum SN15
Lineage: Eukaryota; Fungi; Ascomycota; Dothideomycetes; Pleosporales; Phaeosphaeriaceae
Exons: 2
Coding region: 1-2217 (738 amino acids)
Biological process (GO): ribosome biogenesis
Cellular component (GO): nucleus
Molecular function (GO): ATP binding; preribosome binding; RNA binding
Source: RefSeq, a predicted model, not a curated record
AUGGCUCCCCGCUCCCGGCCCACCCUCCAAGCCGGCCUGGACAAGGAAGUGUACCAAAUCGUGCGAAAAUAUCUGGACGACAAAAAUGAGUCACCGUUGAAACUGCGGCUCAUUACCAUCUAUGAAUGGAUUCAACGGUCCAAUUCGAGCCUAAAACGGCGGCCAAAGAAGCAGAUUGAAGACAGCAUCGAGCGCGUAAUCGACGUGAUCCGUGAAGACGAGAGCGGAGACGACGAAGACGAAUUGCUUGAAGUCGAGGGCGAGUUUGGGGACGAGAAGAUUGAAGUGAAGGGUAGUAAAAGCGGGGAUUGGAUGAAUAAGCAGAUUGUUAAUACUUGGGCCAGUAAGGAGCCGGCUGCGAUGAAUGGGGAGGAAAAGAAGAGCAAGAAGAGAGAUGGGAAGAGGGCGGAUGGCGAGAGGGAGAGCAAGAGGCAGAAGAAGGCUGCGGCUCCGGAAUCGAAGAUCGAUACUGCACCACCAACAGGCCUAAGUCUUGCCGACCUCGGCGGUGUGUCCAAGAUCAAAAGGCAGCUGAAAGAGCACCUUGUCAUGCCAUUGCUCUGUCCUCAAGAAUACACUAGUCGGGAAAUUCCAAUACCACGUGGCAUCUUGCUCCAUGGACCGCCAGGCUGUGGUAAGACUGUCAUCAGUCGAGCAUUCGCGGCAGAACUUGGCGUUCCCUUCAUCGAGAUCCUUGGACCGUCUGUUGUUUCCGGAAUGUCGGGCGAAUCUGAGAAGCAGAUUCGCGAACACUUUGAUAAAGCGAAAGAGGUGGCGCCAUGCUUGAUCUUCAUUGACGAGAUCGAUGUCAUUGCACCAAAACGUGACAGUGCACAAAGCCAAAUGGAGAAAAGGAUUGUCGCCCAGCUACUUAUCUCCAUGGAUAGUCUAGCCAUGGAAGGGAAUGAUGGCAAGCCGGUUAUUGUGCUCGCGGCAAGUAAUCGUCCGGACAGCUUAGAUCCGGCCCUCAGACGCGGUGGUCGGUUUGAUACCGAGAUCAAUAUGGGCGUACCCAACGAAAAUAUGCGAGAAAUGAUCCUCAGGGCUCUCACUCGCAAACCGAAACUGUCGGACGACGUUGAUUUUCCAUCCCUGGCGAAGAAGACGGCAGGAUUCGUUGGUGCCGAUCUCAAAGAUCUUGUCAGUAAGGCAGGUACCUGGUCAAUGGAUCGAUAUCGAGAAGCGCUGGAAAAGCAGGCGGCGUUAGAGGAAUCUGAAAUGGAGGUAGAUGAGGCUGACCCUUCAGAGGACUUCAGCGUCAACCAAGAGAUCCGGCGCCUCGUCACGCGUGUACGAAAUCCAGAUGCUUUGCGCCCGCCAGGGUUCGAAGACACCGCAAUCUCCAUGGAAGCAUUUGACGCCGUUCUUCCAGCCAUUGUACCGUCAUCGAAACGAGAAGGCUUUGCAACUGUGCCCGAUACGACCUGGAGUGACGUUGGCGCUCUUUCAGCAGUACGCGAAGAGCUCGAAAUGGCCAUUGUGGAACCCAUCAAAAGUCCGGAACGCUUUGCAAAGGUCGGCAUCACAGCUGCGACUGGUGUAUUACUAUGGGGCCCGCCAGGAUGUGGUAAGACAUUGCUGGCAAAGGCGGUGGCGGCAGAGUCCAAAGCAAACUUCAUAAGCGUCAAGGGUCCCGAAUUAUUGAACAAGUAUGUCGGCGAAUCCGAACGCGCCAUCCGUCAAGUCUUCCAACGCGCUCGCUCCUCCGCACCCUGCGUCGUCUUCUUCGACGAAUUCGAUGCCCUCGCCCCCAAACGCAGCACCGAGCUUCACGAAGCCUCCGCCCGCGUCGUAAACACUCUCCUCACUGAACUUGACGGCCUCUCCAUGCGCCAAGGCAUCUAUCUCAUCGCCGCCACCAACCGCCCCGAGAUGAUCGACGAGGCCAUAUUGCGCCCUGGGCGCCUGGAAACGAGAUUGUACGUCGGCCUGCCGAGUCCGAAAGAGCGCGUGGAUAUUUUGAGGGCGUUGAUCAGGCAGAGGGGCGUGUUGAGUGCCGAGCUAGCGCUAUUCGGGGAGAGGGACGAGUGCACGAAUUUCUCGGGCGCGGAUCUGGAGGCGCUGCUCAGGCGCGCGGGACAGAUUGCGCUCAGGCGCAAGAGCGAUGUAGUCGAAGAGGCGGAUUUUGCGGCUGGCGUGCAUGAGAUCCAGCCUAGCGUGGGGGAUGUUAGGAAAUACGAGGUGUUGAGGGAGCGGUUUGAGACGAGGACGUGGUAG